Messenger RNA from Brassicogethes aeneus, 1033 nucleotides. Lineage: Eukaryota; Metazoa; Arthropoda; Insecta; Coleoptera; Nitidulidae. The record is from the annotation of a GenBank genome assembly.
GCGCAUGCGUGUUUCCAUACCAGCUGAUGGUGAAAUUGGGUAUUUAUUAGUUGAGGUUAAAUAUCCUUUUUCUAUGGGUUAAAUUGGUACACUUAAAUUUUUGAGAAAUAUAUGUAUUACAUAUAAUGUAAGUUGUACUUAUUUGCCAGCUGAAAUAUCAGUAAAUAAUAAUACCAUCUGUAAUAAUGUUAAAAGUCGGUAAUUGUUUUGAAAGUAUUAGUGAAUUUCAUGUUGAAUUGAAAAAAUAUGAAACAGAACAAAAUUGUGUUUUUUAUAAAAGAAGCACAACAAAUAUUAAAUCUGCCCGCAAUAAGGGUGUAAGUAGACACAUAAGAGAUGAUUUACCUUAUCAAGUUCUCUACUGCUGUAUUCAUGGAGGAAAAAACAAACAGAAAACACCCAAAGACAACAGCCGUAAAGCAAGGACUUUUCAAAGAGGGUGUCCAGCCUACAUAAGACUAAUUGCGUCAGAAGAUGGGAAUUCUUUAAAGAUUAUGUCGAUUGACAACAAUCAUAAUCAUGAUACCACAAAAGUAAAAACCUCAAAAUGCAAAUGCACCAUAACAUUAUACAGAGUGGUCAUGGCUAAAUGAAACAGGGAAUCAGCAUGGCAAAAUCUUGUCUAAGAUAACUCACCACUUGCAAUUCUAAAAGAAGAACUUAAUGUGACUAAUAGCCUCAGCUUUUAAAAAUGAGAUUUGGCCUUUAUGGCCUUCCUUAUAGUAAACGCUAAAUUAAACAAAUUAAAGAGAAGUGUUAUGUAAUAAAAAAAGUUACUAACAUGUAAUAACAUUUAUGAAGUAACAGUUCUAGGGACUAUUUUCUAACUACUAUUAAGUUAGGUUUCAAUGUAUUUCAAUCCAUUCUGUUUGUAGAAAUCGUCAAAAAGGUCAUAAUGACGUCGUGUUAUGACAUAUUUGUAGGCUUGUGGAGGUCAUAGCUUAUUUCAUCUUAUUCUAGGCUAUGUGAGAAUCGAGCAGGCCAUGAUUUGAUGAUUAAAUUUUAAAAUUAUUUUUGUAUAUAUAUAUAUAUA